Molecule: messenger RNA, 2207 nt
Organism: Morone saxatilis (striped sea-bass)
Lineage: Eukaryota; Metazoa; Chordata; Actinopteri; Moronidae
Gene: prr5a
Product: proline rich 5a (renal)
Exons: 11
Coding region: 186-1616 (476 amino acids)
Biological process (GO): TORC2 signaling
Cellular component (GO): TORC2 complex
Source: RefSeq, a predicted model, not a curated record
GAGAGAGAGAGCGGUGCAUGCUUCAUGAAUGAGUCCCCCUCCACCGCACCGCAGGUCAGACCCUCCAUCCGCCUGCACCCUGAUGCCCGAGUGGGUGCGCAGACCGGCGGGGAACAGUAGAGGAGCCUCGCCGCCGUCGCCGAUGAGCUCCGGGCGGUAAAAACACACAUCCCAAUCGGUACUACAUGAUCGUUUCAUCCCUCCAGGAACAAACACGACAGGAUAAGAUGCUUGAUGGACUCCGGCGGAGGCACGCCUCCCGGCCCUCCUCCAGACCCUCCUCCCGACCGCUGUCACUCAACUUCAGCACCUUCUCGGCCCCUCCCCCGAGCCCAGACAUGGACAGCAGCAGUGAGCAUCCAAUCAGGAGGACUCUGCACCGGUUGAAGUUGAUGAGCUCUCCCAGCCUCAGCGAGCUGGGGAAGAGUGAGAAAAGUUCACCAGAGGACAGAGGGGAGAAGCAGAAGAGGGCAGGAGCCAACGCCACCUGGAACAGCAUCCACAACGCUGUCAUAGCAGUCUUCCAGAAGAAAGGUUUGGCAGAUAACGAACUCUACGCCCUCAAUGAAGGUGUCCGGCAUCUGCUGAAGACUGAGCUGGGGUCCUUCUUCACAGAAUACCUUCAGAACCAGUUGCUGACAAAAGGCAUGGUCAUCCUUCGGGACAAAAUAAGGUUCUACGAAGGUCAGAAGUUACUCGACUCUCUGGCAGAGACGUGGGACUUCUUCUUCUGUGAUGUUCUCUCGAUGCUGCAGGCCAUCUUCCAUCCAGUCCAGGGUAAGGAGCCCUCUGUCCGACAGCUAGCUCUGCUUCACUUCAGGAACACGAUAGUCCUGAGUGUAAAGUUAGAGGACGCCCUCUCCCGACCUCGCGCCCGAGUGCCCCCCUCUGUUACACAGAUGCUGCUUAUUUUACAGGGGGUCCACGAGUCACGCGGUGUGAAUGAGGACUACCUGAGGCUCGAGUCUCUGGUUCAGAAGGUGGUCUCGCCUUACCUGGGCACCCACGGACUUUACUCUGGAGAUGGCGUUGAGGCUCACUGCUGUGUCCUGGAGAAGUGUUUAUCGUGGCCUAAGUCUGCGGAUCAACCGUCUAAAAACCCUGUGGUACGAUCGAAAAGCUACAAUAUCCCUCUGCUGCUGACUCCGGUGGCUGAGUAUGACCCAGAUGCCAGCUCCGUUGGCAGUGGAGGAAUCCGGCGCCACUCGGCCUGUGAGAUUAUAUCAUGCCUGGAGGAACAAGGACUGGCCUACGCUGACCUGGCCUCAGGACCUGAACUGUCUGGCCCCUCCUCCCACAGACUGUGUGUGGGCUCUCAGUUCAACGGGAUUGUACAAGCGGGAGCGAGUGCCAUGGACUUGCCUCUUUUGUCUCCCUCCAUCCUUCCCCUUCAUUCCUCAGGAGCUCUCCACGGCACCGAGGCCACGACCACAAUGACUGAUCUCAGUAAAGGUGCAUCCUCCACGCCGCCCAGCGAAUCAUCCAGCCCUGAAACCAUAAUUGGACAAGUGUUAGAGUCUGCAGACUCAGACUCAGAUGGGAUAUUUAUUGAUUUCCCACCUCACUCCUCAGAGGCUAUGGGGUACAGUCGUGAGAGCAGGCAGAGCACUGUGUAACUGCGGUUGCCGUUAGGAACGCAGCACCCCCAAACUCCCCCCGACCCCGACCCCAACCCCAGUGUGUACGGUAAAAAUCUGUGAGAAAGAUUAAAGAAAUCUACAUUUCAUUAAAUGGGUACCAUCUUCCUUUUUGACUGUAGUUCGAUGAAUUUUCCAAGACCACUGCUGGUGAGUGAAAACCUUUUAUCCAACAAAAACACGCAGCAGUGGAACUGUUAUUAAAGGACUUUUACCAGGUUUUCAACUUCAGGACGCUGUAGUUACGACUUCAUCUAAGCUUUUUUAUCCUCAAGUCAGAUAAUGUUCUUAAGAGAUAAGUCUGGUGGUGUUCUAUAUUUUCUUAUUGAGGACAAAUCCCAUGAAAAAAAGACCAAAAUCUGCAUGAAUUGAUGCCACUAACAUCAGUGAGCCACACAGCUGCACUGACAUGCUUCUCGGUUCACAAACACCAUCCUGCUGCCUGAAAAUGUGUAUUAAUCCGCAGCUUAAAAUAGUACCCAACAAAGACACUAUAUCAUUCAGAUUUUAUUUUUAAUUUAGAGACUUUUCAUGAGAUUUGUUGAAAAUAUCACAAAUAUACAACAUAAU